UUUUGGUCUUAAUUUCCUAGGACGCACUGUGAAAGGAUAUCAUAUGUUUUAUUGAUAUCUGAAGGAAAGCGUAGGUUGAAAAUCAGUUUUGGAAUGAUUUUGUUAAGCGUUAGUUAACUCGUCACAAAUAGAGUCCGAUCAUUUUGUUUUUCUUCUCUUGAAACAAUUGAAUUGAGUCCGAAACAUUUUCAUGCGUUCUGAUGAACACUGUCACAAUUGUAUUUGUCAUCGAUAUUCAUAGCUUACUAUGAUUUCCUCUCAUUAAUUAUAAUUCUACAGUCAAUUUGUUAUAUAUCCCAAUCAUUAAGUUUUUUUUAUUGACCAAACGAAAUAUUUCGAAUUUCGACCCUUCUUGAACUACACAAAUAAAAGAUGUCUAUCUGGAAGUGUUUUUGCCUUCCACACAGAAAACCAAGAUUAAGGAACGAGAGGGGGCGGAAAUGGCAAAAUAUGACUAACCAACCUAUAUCAGCUAAAAGCAGCAGUAGAAGUAAGCUAUUACAGUACAAUGAUCGUGAAUAUUUGGACCACGAUGUCCUCACAAGUCGCGUAGAAGACGAUACAUGGACUCGACUUGAAAGUCAACCAGGUGUGAAAAAGCGCCGCGGUUUGGAUGAAAUAUUUGAACGACCUAAAUCGGAAAUGCUUAAAAGCUCUGCGGAUCCUUUAGACUUCAAAAACGUUGGUUACCCAACUAUGUUUUCCGGACAAUUAGAAAGUAUGUAUGGAUACACACCUAGAGCAGUACAAGACGUUUAUGCCUCUUCAGCCUUGGAAGGUGGAUCAAUCGAAGAUUAUUUUACAGACGCUCGUAAUGAAUCGGUUCUCAAAAAGUUUGCUUCUGCUGAAAGUUGCAAUGGCAUUGCAGAUCGUGAUAAUACCCAGGUACACUCGGUGCGCACACGAUCCGAUUCUAGACAUAAAUACAUGAUCAACAGCGACGGAGAUUAUUCUUCAGAUUCUGAUAUGGAUGAUUUAGAUUAUUGUGAUACAUUUCCAAACAUUGGGUUUGAAACUACAAAUGACAUUUUCCAUGUGCAGCCCUUCCCACCAACUACGAACACUGCAACACCAUAUUUGUGUCGAUCAGAAGAUCGUAAUUUUCAAAAUCAACAUUUCGAUGAGAUAUUUGGAAGUGAUGAAGUUUUAUAUUGAGACGAUUAGAUUGUGUUUUGGGAUGCGCAAGCGAUUAAAAGUCCUAAAUGGUAUUCUUUUCAAAUAAAAGCUCCAUCCGGUGAAACAUGUGGAUUGAUAAGAUAACAUAGAAAACAAUCCGUUAAAAUAGAAUCGAGCAAUCAAAAACUAUUCUGACGAAUAAUGUGAUCCAUUUUGGUCAAUACUAAAUGUAUUUAUAACAACCCAUGAACGUCAAAAUGUUAAAAUCAACGCGAGGCUUCGUGCAUUUAUAUAUCAUAAUGCAGAAAGAUCCUCAUUUCGCAUUAGACAUUAAUCAUAAAACGCUUGUGGUGUUUCGAAAUUACUAUGUCAGGUUAGCUAUAAAUGAUUAAUCUGCAUUCUUUACAUAAUUUCUUAACCUUGAUUUUUCGUUUUCGUUUCUCUCUGUUUAAGAAAAGGAAAUGCCAAAAUGUUUCUGCUUUGAUACAUAUAUAUAUAGCUGUACAGGUUGUCCAACUGAAUCGCAAAGUUCUUUAAAUUGAAUACUAUUUUGAAAUUAAUUCGUGCAUUUAGAGAAUUUUAUUGGUCUCUUUAAAUUGACACAAAAUAAAAGAAAAUGGAUAAAAUAUGUCAAAUUCGUUCAUUCUAACGAAAACAGUUUCGUUGAAUAUUUACGAAGCACCACAUUUGGUGUGAGAGUAUAACUUCGAUUAUGUAUUGCUUGUGAAUUAAGUCUUACGACUUGCUAAUCGGUAGCAAAAAUAAUUUCGUAGUUUUAUCUGUUAGAGGUUCGAAAAAAUAUGAAACAUGAAAGACUGGCCACAAUCAGUGGCAUUUGGUAAUAUCAUUUUUGUUUCCGAGCCUGUCUUCCCCUUUCUUUUUCAUUUAUUUUCGUACUUUUUCGUUUCUUUCGUUCUAUUUCUUAUGUUAACUUUAUGUAGAAAAUGAUUUUUUGUGGGGAAAUAAAAGAUCAAACAUAUU
Messenger RNA from Lottia gigantea (owl limpet), 2097 nucleotides. RefSeq lists its product as hypothetical. Lineage: Eukaryota; Metazoa; Mollusca; Gastropoda; Lottiidae. The record is from RefSeq and is a predicted model, not a curated record. The transcript is spliced from 2 exons. Bases 373 to 1155 code for a protein of 260 amino acids.